AUGCAAUAUCGGUUUCGCAUUCCCGUCUGUGGCGCUAUCAUUCUCAACAGCAAUUUAGAUAAAUGCGUUUUAGUGAAAGGAUGGAGUUCAAAGUCGGGUUGGGGGUUUCCCAAGGGUAAAAUCAACCAGGAUGAGGAAUAUGCAGCUUGCGCGAUCAGAGAAGUUUUAGAAGAAACAGGAUAUGAUGUGGGGCCCUUAUUAAAGAAGCAAGACUAUAUUGAAUUGACGAUGCGUGAACAAAGAAUUCGACUUUAUAUAAUUCAAGGUGUUCCUGAAGAUACACAAUUCGUCCCUAGAACAAGAAAAGAAAUUAGUCAAAUCUCAUGGAUCAAAUUAGAGGAUCUACCAACAUAUAAAGCAUCUGCUGAAAAUACAAAAUCGGGUAACUACGUAAAGUCGGGGCCAUAUCGAUUUUAUAUGGUUGUUCCCUUUGUAAAUAAAUUGAGGCAAUUUGUAAACCAACGAAGAAAGGCGCUCAAGAAAGAAAGCAAGGCGGCUGAUAAUAUUAAUAAUAGUCAUGCUGUUGCUGCUGCUCUCAAAUCACCGGUAGUGAUAGAGGGAGUGAACAAUAACCCUCAACAACAGCAGCAAGAAAUGGAGCCUUCGAAUGCUUUGAAAUCCUUAUUGGGUGUCCAGUCACCUCCUACGCCUCAGCAGCAACAGCAACCAAAACAGCAACCCAUCCAUCUACAACAGCAACAGAUACCAUUUUUACAAGCAACGGCCUCAUCUGCACCCUCCCAACCACAUCCAUCUGAACGCCCACCUCUAUUGAACCACUUACUAGGCGAAGCAAUGAAUAGCAGCAGUAGUAACAAUAGCAUGAAUUCUUCGGACAGUCAGACGAAUGUGCAUAGAGCUUCUUUUGUUGAAGAACUUUUAAAAGCACAACACCAAACUUUGACCCCUCCGCCUCCACUUGGAUCGUUGAAUGAUAAUUUACGUCGAAAUUCUCUAUUGAACGCCUUACAUGGCAACAAAUAA
Molecule: messenger RNA, 984 nt
Organism: Mycotypha africana
Lineage: Eukaryota; Fungi; Mucoromycota; Mucoromycetes; Mucorales; Mycotyphaceae
Product: NUDIX hydrolase domain-like protein
Exons: 3
Coding region: 1-984 (327 amino acids)
Biological process (GO): deadenylation-dependent decapping of nuclear-transcribed mRNA; nuclear-transcribed mRNA catabolic process, nonsense-mediated decay
Cellular component (GO): cytoplasm; P-body
Molecular function (GO): 5'-(N(7)-methylguanosine 5'-triphospho)-[mRNA] hydrolase activity
Source: RefSeq, a predicted model, not a curated record